Messenger RNA from Daucus carota subsp. sativus, 1530 nucleotides. Its product is annotated as probable protein phosphatase 2C 22. Gene Ontology annotation, biological process: protein dephosphorylation. The record is from RefSeq and is a predicted model, not a curated record. Bases 256 to 1332 code for a protein of 358 amino acids. NCBI's taxonomy places the organism in Eukaryota, Viridiplantae, Streptophyta, Magnoliopsida, Apiales, Apiaceae. The transcript has 4 exons. Gene Ontology annotation, molecular function: cation binding; protein serine/threonine phosphatase activity.
AGACAUGAGUGUUCUACAUCGCAAAACGACACUGUUGGCACAUGGUAAAUGUGUAAUAGACAGUUAAUAGUAACAGAUAACGACGGCAGAAAGUGUGCAAAGUUCUAAAAAACAAGAGCCAACCCCCAAAGCAAAAUCCCAUUAGAUCCACAGAAGCCUGUGUAUUAUUUGCACAUCUAGAAUUUGAAGUAUCGCAUCUUCAAAGCUCUAGUUCUUACGGUUUAAGAAGGUAGCAAUUAGUCGUCGUGAAGGUCAAUGAUGGUGAACCCAGGAACUGACGAUAAACCUCCCAACCCAUUUGUUCGUGACGCCUCUUGUAAGAAGUCUCUUGUUCGACACCCAUUACCGGUGAAGACAAAUGCAUCUGAAAAUUCUGUGGAACCAAGAGCUUGUGGUGAAAAUCCUGAUCUUGAAUUUUUACCUAUUCUUCGUUCCGGGGCAUGGGCAGACAUUGGGUUUCGUUCAAGCAUGGAGGAUGUGUAUGUUUGUGCUGACAAUAUAAUGCACGACUAUGGGGUGAAAAACUGUGACUCUGGGCCAAGUGCCUUCUAUGGGGUUUUUGAUGGUCACGGAGGAAAGCAUGCUGCUGACUUUGCAUGUCACCAUUUGCCAAGGUUCAUUGCUGAGGAUAAAGAUUUCCCUGCAGAGGUUGAGAGGGUCCUGGCUUCAGCCUUCCUACAAACUGACAAUGCUUUUGCAAAAGCUUGCUCUCUUGAUGCUGGUCUUGAUUCUGGGACAACUGCAUUGGCUGCUCUUGUUCUUGGGAGUUCACUGGUGGUGGCAAAUGCUGGUGACUGUAGAGCUGUACUAUGUAGAAGAGGUAAAGCCAUUGAGAUGUCAAGGGAUCAUAAGCCAAUUUGCUCAAAAGAAAGAAUGCGCAUUGAAGCUUCCGGGGGAUAUGUUUAUGAUGGUUACCUUAACGGUCAAAUAAAUGUUGCUCGUGCUUUGGGGGACUGGCACAUGGAUGGUCUAAAGGGUAGCAAUGGUGGCCCCCUAAGUUCAGAGCCUGAAGUAAUGAGCACAAAGCUAACUAAAGAAGAUGAAUUCCUGAUAAUAGGCUGUGAUGGAAUCUGGGAUGUGUUUAUGAGCCAGAAUGCAGUUGAUUUUGCACGCAGAAAGCUUCAGGAGCACAAUGACCCAGUUAUGUGCAGCAAGGAUUUGGUUGAUGAGGCUCUGAAACGAAAAAGUGGGGAUAAUCUCGCUGCUGUCGUGGUGUGCUUCCAACCCCAGCCACCCCCAAAUUUGAAUCCCCCCCGAGGAAGAGUGCAGAGAAGCAUAUCUGCCGAGGGCUUGAAGGAGCUACAAAGCUUCUUAGAUAGCUUGGAAAAUUAGGAUGGUGACGAAUAUGUUUCUUCUUUCUAGUUCUUUCUAGUUUCCAGUAUUGUAGCUGGUGUCUUAGAGUUUAAAGAGUUUUUGUCUAACUGUAACAUAUGCGGCAUUAGCUCUUUCCUAUGUUUUAACUUAAGACUUCUUUACAAUCGUAUUUAGGAAUCCUGAUGUCAGCUUAUCGGAACUUUACAUUUUGAUUCA